CGCGCGAAUCGGAAAGAACACACAGGUUGACAGAAUUGAAUCAUUACUAAAAAGCAAAAACAAAACUGGACACAACAAAAAAAGUGUCAUACUGCGAAAAACGUACUGCGAAUAUAGAAAGGCGAUUGAAACGUGCGGUGAUCGCACUGAUAUCUCGGAAGUGCAGUGAACAAUACCUGAAAAACAGUCACAACAUAGCCCCAUAAAUAUUGUAUAUAAUAAAUGCGCACCAUAUACAGGUGCAUGCAACGUGAAUAAAAUUUAGUAUUACUAAAAAAUCAUACGUGAACGCCUACAUACGUAACAGUACACACACACAUACUGAGUAACUACUGUAUUUUGUUAUAAAUUGAUUCUGAAGUGUUCCUACUAUCUGUGAUAAGAAGAGUUUAUGAAAAAGUGAAGUGGUUGGAAAAUACGAUAAAUCAAAACAGUAGCCAUUCAUUAUUUUUAAAUGGAUAGCAAAUUGGAGAAAAAUGAAAGCGAUACGCAACCCAAAGGUUGGACUCCGCUGCUGGCGUUGGUAUGUGUCGCAACCACUUUUGGUACUGCAAUACCCGUAGGCUAUUGCCUCGGUGUUAUGAAUACACCAGCUGAGUAUAUUAAAUCCUGGUGCUUGGAUGCCUUUGUGAUACGUUAUGACGAGCAUCUAACUUCAGCGCAACUUGAUCUGAUUUGGUCGGUGAUUGUGUCGAUAUUUCUUAUAGGCGGAAUUUUCGGCUCAUUUAUAGCUGGUGGAUGUUGCAACCGAUUUGGAAGAAAGGGAUCUCUGCUGGUCAGCGCCUUUCUGUUAACUCUCUCUGGCAUUCUUCUACACUUUUGCCGCAUGACAAACUCUGUGGAGAUGCUUCUAAUCGGACGCUUUACCAUCGGCGUUGCAGCAGCGAUCACUUACACAGUUCAUCCAAUUUAUUUACUCGAGAUUUCGCCCACUCAUUUGCGUGGCAGUGCGGCGGUGUUUACAUCCAUCGGAGUGACCGGCGGAAUUUGUGUGGGACAAGUUUUCAGCUUGCAACAAGUUUUCGGUACCGAGGAACUUUGGCAGUUUGCACUCAGUUUCUACACCGUCUUUGUGAUCGUUAGUUUCUUGCCGGUUUAUUGGUUUCCAGAAUCGCCACGUUGGCUCUAUUUGAUGCGUCAGAAUGAGCAGGCAGCACGCAAUGAGCUGCAACGUUUGCGUGGCAAAAAUUCAGAUGCUUGUGUGAAUGCCGAAAUCGCUGACAUGAAAGAGCUGGCCACAUGCACGGCCAACGAGAAGAUGGGUUUUGUGGCGGUGGUGCGGAAUCCUGAAUACCUGUUGCCGCUGGUCAUUUGUUGUUCGUUUCCUUUGUGCCAACAAUUGAGUGGCAUUAAUGCGAUAUUCUUCUACUCGGUGAGAAUAUUCAUGAAGGGUGGCUUUUCAUUGGAGACUGCGACGUGGAUGAACUUUGGUGCUGGUCUUUUGAAUUUGGCAUUCGCUGCCGUAAGCCCGGUGAUGGUGCAAAAGUUCGGGCGCCGACCGCUAAUGAUGUCUUCAGCUGGAGGUUGUGGUCUGUCACUUCUCGGCAUGGCGUUUGCUUUAAAUUACAUUGAUCGCGUUGACUGGUUGCCCAUUCUAUGCAUUGCCUUCAUCGCUUCGUUCAUAUUCUUCUUCAAUCUGGGCUUGGCGCCUGUGCCAUAUUUUGUGGGCGCCGAGCUUUUUGAGGUUGAAUCGCGUUCGGUGGCCAUGUCAAUGGGUAAUUGCUUUUCAUGGAGUGGCAAUUUUAUGAUUGGCAUGUUCUUCCCCAUGUUGGAGGCUGUUUGGGGCUCUUACGCCUUUCUGCCUUGUGCUGCGAUGUGCCUGUAUUGUUUCCUCCUGACGUGGCGUUAUCUGCCCGAGACUCGCGGAAAAGAUGUUGCGGACGUAAAGCCAAUGAUGUCAAAAGGUUUUCGGUCAAAAGUUCAUUAAUCAGUGAUAUCUACUUUUGUAGUUUAGGCAAACCAAUAUUCUUGAAGGCAAUAGUGUGUAUGUAUGUAUAUAUGUAUAUGAAACAAUAUGUAGAUAUGUAUUCCUUGUUGUUAUUGUAAAACUUAAUUGUAAGUUCUUCGUCACUAUAAGUAAUUGCGUGUGCUCCUUGAGCAGAUAUUUGUAUAUAAAUAUUUAUUUAUUAAUUUCAUCUGCCACACAUCUUAAGGCCAUAUCCUUCCCAUGCAUUCUAAUGUAAGUUGUUAUUGUCGUAUUAUGUCGCAAAAUUC
Molecule: messenger RNA, 2214 nt
Organism: Anastrepha ludens (Mexican fruit fly)
Lineage: Eukaryota; Metazoa; Arthropoda; Insecta; Diptera; Tephritidae
Gene: sut2
Product: solute carrier family 2, facilitated glucose transporter member 1
Exons: 5
Coding region: 455-1927 (490 amino acids)
Biological process (GO): monosaccharide transmembrane transport
Cellular component (GO): membrane
Molecular function (GO): hexose transmembrane transporter activity
Source: RefSeq, a predicted model, not a curated record